Ciona intestinalis (vase tunicate) is the source of this 1552-nucleotide messenger RNA. NCBI's taxonomy places the organism in Eukaryota, Metazoa, Chordata, Ascidiacea, Phlebobranchia, Cionidae. The record is from RefSeq and is a predicted model, not a curated record.
AAUAUUGUUGUUUUAGUUUAGACCACAGGGUUAGGCCAUCGCCAAACGACCUUGUUAAAGAGACUUGAUAUUACUGGAUUACCGCGAGAUUUUCUUGUGGGAAAACCUUAUUGUUGUAAACAUUCAGAAACUCUGUUAUUCGUUUUGACACAUCAUCAUCACAGUAUGAAUCUUUCAAAAGUGAUCAUUUUGUUCGUUAGUCUGAUGAGCGGGAUUGCCAUGGUGGCAUCGUAUGCUAUACCGGAUCGCGAGGAACCAAGUGAGCACAAAAUCAGCAAGCGCUCCUCCACCGCCGACCACAGCAUCAAUGAAAACCAGAGCCGACAACAAACGAGAUUCAACCGACAAUUAUUCAUGGCAAGGCUUAUGCAGUCUGUUGACACGAGCGGAGAGCGACCCGAUAUCACACCGUCGAUGUUUGGUUCAUCUACGACGACAACGAAGCUUCGAAGCGCGCCUGAGAGCGGCAGCGGUCGAGGUCGAGGCCGAAAACACCGAAAGAUGAGGCGACGAAACCGAGGUGGUCGCAAGAGGAACAGGAACGGUAAGAGGUCAAGAAAGGGAAGACGCCAUCCGCGAUCCAUCGAAGACUCCAUCGCUAUGCUGAUGGAAAGUGCUUAUGGAGAUGAAAUUCUAAACGCGAUUGCAGCGAUUGUUGAACCAGCUGGGAAUCUAUCUGGGGAAGUUGCCAUCGCAUCGAAGAUCGUCCAGAAAACGGCGAGGAAAUGUGAGUGCAAAUCCGGCUAAAUGAGGGAUGUCGAUAUUUAACUUUAUAUUCUGCAUGUGUACGGUUGUAAGCCAAGUACUGCAUCGGCACGUAGCAUGCUAUUCGGCAUUAACAAAACUUCGGGCCGCGAAAGUGCGCCAACUUCAUAUCAUUUAUUUUUUUAAAAACAAUGUUCUAACUAAAGAGCAUUCUCUUAAACUUAACCUGGGAAUACUUAACGACAAUCGAUGCUUGCUGCAUGAUUAUAGUAUUAUGUUACAUUGUAGUUCUUUUUGUGACGAUUUCAAGGCAUCUGUUUCUACACCUGCCAGAACGCAUGUGUUUUUGACAUUUUUCCAUUAUGUUUUGAGUGACUGGCAUUCGCCAGUAAGCGUUUACUGUGAUUAUAUUAUCGCUUGUUUUAUAGAGAUUGGUUGUUACCUUUUUAUAGAUAGUUGCAUGUUUCUUUCAACGUACUUCUGACACUUUUCGUGACGAAAAAGCAUGACUUUUGCUUCUCUUUUGUUCCAAGUUACUUCUUAUAUUUAUUGCAUGUGUUACUAUACACGACAACGCUUUAUUUAGCGGCGAUUGACAUCGCGACAAUCUUUCUUUAUUCUUGUAAAUAGUAAAACUGUAUGCUUGUUACUGCAUGGUGAAUAUGCACGACAAUUUUAUUUAGCAUGUUGAUUUCUCCCUUUGCGAAAAAAAUCCGAUUCUCUUCUCCAUUUUCUUUGCAUAUAUUCACUGAAUGUCAUAAUAUUGAAGUAAAACUUAACUUUUCUGACAUCUGGAUUUCGCUUAACCGCAUUGCCCACGAAAUACAAUAAGAAACCGGCUCAUAAA